AUGGGCAGUAGGAGAACAGUCUCCUUUGUGCAUGUAUACAGGGACAGGAUAGAAAUUCUGACUACUUUGACAAGUGCCCAAAGUACAGAAGAGUUAUGUGGCCGAUUGAUAGGACGCCAAGGAAAAAACAUAAUUCACAUCAAGGAACGAUCAGGUGCCUCUGUUUCCUUACAGCCCAGCCCCUAUACACCCAAUCAUCAAAUCUGUUCUAUUGAAGGUACACAAGAAGAAAUUGAUGAAGCACUAAAAUGCAUAAGCCAAAAAUUCCCCAAUUCCAUCUAUCCUAAUGUUGACCUUACAGCAAUCACAGAUUCUACUCAGUUGGCAAGCAGCCCUAUGGUUGUACCAGACUUGAUUCAGUUAAGUCUCCCCCCUGAAGGUGUGUCUAUCGACAUCUUAGUUGCUAGCCUAGUGGAUGGGGGCCACUUAUUUCUUCAACUACCCACACAUCCUACCUAUGCAGCUCUUGAUCGCCUUAAUCAAUUUAUGAACAGAUGUUAUUCUCAACCAGGAAUGGUACCUCAGUUGCCACGACCUCUCAUAGUUGGUGUGAUAUGUGCAGCACCUGUCAUGGAAGGUUGGUACCGAGCUGUUAUUGUUGCUGUAUCUGAGGAAACUGAUGAAUGUGAAAUAAAAUUUGUUGAUUAUGGUGGCUUCAGUCAAGUCCCUGGAAACCUGCUCCGACAAAUACGGAGUGACUUCAUGACAUUACCAUUCCAAGCCAUUGAAGUUUAUUUGGCCAAUAUCACUCCUCUACAAAAUAUUGAAUGUGCCUUCUUUUCUGAGUGUAAUAUUAUCUCCCAUCAUUUUCCUCUCUCCCAACUCCUCUCUAUCCCACUCUAA
Molecule: messenger RNA, 843 nt
Organism: Acanthosepion pharaonis
Lineage: Eukaryota; Metazoa; Mollusca; Cephalopoda; Sepiida; Sepiidae
Source: the annotation of a GenBank genome assembly